GCGAGGCCGCAGUGACCGGGGCGCGCGCUCGGACCCGCCCGCGUCCUGCGCUCGCCGUGCGGCCAUGGCCACCGCGGCGGGUCGGCGCGGCUCAGAGAGAGUAUGAGGAAGACUGACCAAGGCUUGAAAGGUCUUCCAGUGGAGGUAAUUAGGCUGUUAGAGACAAUUCUAGGCUACCAGGUACCAGGACUGGCUGGGACUCUAGCAGUUGCUACCACCUGGGAAUUUUGUUCUUGUGUUCAGAGUUGGCUCUUCCACACUGGCCUCCAACUCACAGCUGUCCCUGCCUCCAGCCCAACUCUCAAGUAUUUGCAUUGCAGAGACUGAGCGACUGCUGACCCCCAAUCCUGGGUAUGGCUCCCAGGUGGGAACUUCACCAGCCCCAACAACCCCCCCAGAAGAGGAAGACCUCCGCCGCCGCCUCAAGUACUUCUUUAUGAGCCCCUGUGACAAGUUCCGGGCCAAAGGCCGUAAGCCUUGCAAGCUUAUGCUGCAGGUGGUCAAGAUCUUGGUGGUCACUGUGCAGCUCAUUCUCUUUGGGCUCAGCAACCAGCUGGUGGUGACAUUCCGGGAAGAAAACACUAUUGCCUUCCGACAUCUCUUCCUGCUGGGCUACUCUGAUGGGGCAGAUGACACCUUUGCUGCCUACACACGAGAACAGCUCUACCAAGCCAUCUUCUAUGCUGUGGACCAGUACCUGAUACUGCCUGACAUAUCUCUGGGCCGGUAUGCCUAUGUCCGUGGUGGGGGUGGCCCUUGGGCCAAUGGCUCGGCUCUGGCUCUCUGCCAGCGGUACUACCACCGUGGCCAUGUGGACCCAGCCAAUGAUACCUUUGACAUUGACCCAAGGGUAGUCACUGACUGUAUCCAGGUGGACCCUCCUGACAGACCCCCAGACAUCCCCAGUGAGGACUUGGAUCUCUUGGACAGCAGCACCAGUUACAAGAACCUCACGCUUAAAUUCCACAAGCUGAUCAACGUCACCAUCCACUUCCAGCUGAAGACGAUUAACCUGCAGAGCCUCAUCAACAAUGAGAUCCCAGACUGUUACACCUUCAGUGUGCUGAUCACGUUUGACAAUAAAGCGCACAGUGGGCGAAUCCCUAUCCGCCUGGAGACCCAGACCCACAUCCAGGAGUGUAAACAUCCCAGUGUCUCCAGACAUGGAGACAACAGCUUCCGGCUUCUAUUUGAUGUGAUGGUCAUCCUCACCUGCUCCCUGUCUUUCUUGUUGUGUGCCCGCUCACUGCUACGUGGCUUCCUGCUGCAGAACGAGUUUGUUGCAUUCAUGUGGCGUCGGCGGGGUCGGGAAAUCAGCCUGUGGGAACGGCUCGAGUUCAUCAAUGGCUGGUAUAUCCUGUUGGUUACCAGUGAUGUGCUUACCAUCUCCGGGACUGUCAUGAAGAUCGGCAUUGAGGCAAAGAACCUAGCCAGCUAUGAUGUCUGCAGCAUCCUCUUGGGUACCUCCACUCUGCUCGUCUGGGUUGGUGUCAUCCGCUACCUGACCUUUUUCCACAAGUACAACAUCCUGAUUGCCACUCUUCGUGUGGCACUGCCCAGUGUCAUGCGUUUCUGCUGCUGUGUGGCUGUCAUCUACCUAGGCUAUUGCUUCUGUGGCUGGAUUGUCCUGGGACCUUAUCACGUGAAGUUCCGCUCGCUGUCCAUGGUUUCCGAGUGUCUAUUUUCGCUCAUCAACGGGGACGACAUGUUUGUGACAUUCGCAGCCAUGCAGGCCCAGCAGGGUCGCAGUAGCCUGGUGUGGCUCUUCUCCCAGCUCUACCUCUACUCCUUCAUCAGCCUCUUCAUCUACAUGGUGCUGAGUCUCUUCAUCGCACUCAUCACCGGCGCCUACGACACCAUCAAGCACCCGGGAGGCACUGGCACAGAAAAGAGCGAGCUCCAGACCUACAUCGAACAGUGCCAGGAUAGUCCCACAUCUGGCAAGUUCCGUCGUGGAAGUGGCUCGGCUUGCAGUCUGCUCUGCUGCUGUGGAAGGGACUCCUCAGAGGACCAUUCGCUGCUGGUAAACUGAUUCCAAGAUGAUCGCCACUAGACUUUAUCCCCUCUACUCCUGGGACCCCAGCUUAUUUAUUUUUAGCAUUUGCUUUUAGGAGGGCUGGAGAGAGGGCUCAGUGGUCAAGAGCACUGCCUGCUCUUCCAAAGGUCCUGAGUUCAAUUCCCACAACCACAUGAUGGCUCACACCAUCUGUAAUGAGAUCUGGUGCCCUCUACUGGCCUGCAGGGA
Phodopus roborovskii (desert hamster) is the source of this 2245-nucleotide messenger RNA. It is a transcript of the gene Mcoln1, whose product is annotated as mucolipin TRP cation channel 1. The transcript is spliced from 15 exons. Gene Ontology annotation, cellular component: nucleus; lysosomal membrane; plasma membrane. Bases 437 to 2032 code for a protein of 531 amino acids. Gene Ontology annotation, molecular function: NAADP-sensitive calcium-release channel activity. NCBI's taxonomy places the organism in Eukaryota, Metazoa, Chordata, Mammalia, Rodentia, Cricetidae. The record is from RefSeq and is a predicted model, not a curated record.